Molecule: messenger RNA, 2737 nt
Organism: Synchiropus splendidus (mandarinfish)
Lineage: Eukaryota; Metazoa; Chordata; Actinopteri; Syngnathiformes; Callionymidae
Gene: ptchd3b
Product: patched domain-containing protein 3
Exons: 4
Coding region: 219-2690 (823 amino acids)
Cellular component (GO): membrane
Source: RefSeq, a predicted model, not a curated record
UGACACCGUCAUUGACCCCACCUGAGAGAGGAAUCACCUGAGGGUGUAACGCUUGGAGGUCAGCAACAGUACUGACUACUGAGGUGAAAUCACUGAGCCAUACUAUCCCUGCUGUUCUUCAAUGAGCCCAUUGACUGACUGCCUCCCCACUAUUGUUAGUCUGUACAGUUCAGCCUUAAAAGGACUCACUUUGCUAGUGAAGCUCCCAGAGACGGACCAUGGCUCGGUGCUACACGGACUGUAUAGAGAGACCUUUCCGCCUUGGUUUUGAGAUCAUGGGUGCCUUUGUUGGAGUCCAUCUGUGGUGGUUCCUCAUUACCCCCCUUGUUUUUUCUGCAGGUCUGGGAAGCGGCUUUUAUUUUCUACCAGCACAAAUGUCCAACAACAUUGAGGACCAGUUCACUCCUGUCGACGGGCAAGCAAAAGUGGAGAGGCAGUACAUCCAGGAGACCUUCCCUGUGAACACCUCUAUGUUCUCCAGUUUGAGGUUGAGCACCAGUGGUUGCUAUGCAACCCUUAUCGCCUCAACUGAUUGGAACAUCUUGGCGGAGGAGCUGCUUCAAGAAAUCCUGGACUUGGACUUUAAAAUCAGAUCAAUGCUGGUGGAGUUUAACCAGAGCACCUUCAGUUACGAGGACGUCUGCGCGCGAGUGGCGGGGUCCUGCUUCUCCAAUGACAUCUUGGAGAUCAUAGAACAACAAGCUGGCAACAUAACAACACUGGACCUGACAUACCCUUGGUUCAAGAACACCCCGUUACAUUUAAAUUUAGGAGGUGUUCACGCCAACAACUCAGUGGUCCAAAGAGCUGAAGCCAUGCAGUUACGUUACUACUUAACAGAAGCAGUCAAGCAAAAAGCAGAACUCUGGUUGGAAGGUUUUAUCCACCUAGUUUCAAAUCAGUCAGCACUUAACAUAGAGGUUUCAUACUCGACCUCAGCGUCCAUGCAGUGGGAGUUUGAGAAGACCCCGACCUCAGUGAUCAGUUUGUUCUCCAUCACUUACGUCAUUGUCAUUUCAUUUUCCAUCCUCUCAAGCUGGAGACAGGACAAUGUGCGGACAAAGGUGUGGGUGGCGUGCUGUGGGGUGCUCUCCACUGGGCUGGCGGUCCUCAGUGGUUUUGGAGCCUUGCUGUUGCUAGGACAACCUUUUGUUAUCCCUGUCGCCUCCUGUCCUUUCAUGAUACUAGGUGUUGGGCUGGACGACAUGUUCAUCAUGGUUUCCUGCUGGCAGAGGACGCGAGUCCUGGCCAGCGUCCCCGACCGCCUGGCCCACACCUACCGCGACUCUGCCGUCUCCAUCUCCGUCACCACCCUGACCAACGCUCUGGCUCUCUACUUGGGCUGCAGCUCGUCCUUCCGUUCGGUCCGAUCCUUCUGCCUGUACGCCGGCGUGUCUGUCUGCUUCUGUUACCUGUACUGUCUCACCUUCCUAGGGGCUUGUUUGGCUCUGAAUGGUCAGCGAGAAGCCCAGAACAUGCACUGGUUCACCUGCGCCAGGAUCCCAGAGGAUGCAGCCAACACCGAUUCCAAAACCUUUAACGUGUGCUGCAUCGGUGGAAGCUACAAUCGAAUCACAGAAACGGAAGAAUCUGAGUGCGUGAGUCGGUUCUUUGAGCGGUUCUAUGGACCCUUUCUGACCCAUAAAUUCACUAAAGCAGCCGUGAUCGCCGUCUACUCUCUUUACCUGGCUGUUAGUAUCUACGGUUGCGUCACCCUAAAAGAAGGACUCGAUGUGAAGCACCUGGCUUUGGAUGAUUCCUACCUUAUUGAUUACUACCGCAACCAGAAGCAGUACUUCUUUGAGUACAGCUACAACGUCAUGGUGGCAGUGAAGCAGCCGGUCUCAUAUUGGGAUGAGAUUGAACGGAACAACACACUAUCUUGCCUUUCAAAAUUCGAGAGCUUGGACUAUGUGAACAGCACUUUUGGCUGGUUUUUCGCAUUUCAAAGUUACAUUGAUGUAACCAACAUUUCUAAGGAGGAUUUCCAAAGUAAUCUCAUCCAAUUCUUGGAUUACAACAGCCAGUUUCACCAGGACUUAAAAUGGAGUGAAGGCGGUACAAUACAGUCGUCCCGGUUUUUCAUCCAGUUGCAGAACAGAGCAACAACAAAGGACAUGAUGAUCGGACUCAGAAAGACAGCAGAGGAGUGUAGCACUGACCUUCUAGUCUAUCACCCGGCUUUCAUAUACUUCGACCAGUACACAGUCAUCGUCCACAACACGGUUCAAACCGUCCUGGUCGCUGUGUUUGUGAUGCUGACCGUUUCUCUGAUCCUGAUCCCCAGUCCUGUUUGUUCCCUUUGGGUGGCUUUUGCUGUCUGUUCUGUCAUCAUCGGCGUAACAGGCCUCAUGUCACUAUGGGGCGUGAACCUGGACUCCAUCUCCAUGAUCAACCUGAUCAUGUGUGUGGGUUUCUCUGUGGACUUCUCAGCACACAUCUCCUACUCCUUCAUCUCAAGCCCAAAAAGAGACGUCAACGCAAAAGCCAUGGAUGCUCUGGCUCAUUUGGGGUAUCCCAUCCUACAAGGGGCUCUGUCCACAGUGUUGGGGGUGGUGGUGCUGUCAACAUCUGGCAGCUACAUCUUCAGGACCUUUUUUAAAAUAGUCUUUCUUGUGAUCACAUGUGGAACACUCCACGGUUUAGUCUUCAUCCCUGUGUUCCUGACCCUACUUGGAGCUUGGAGAUAACAAGUGUGUGUUGAGAACCGACAGGAGGAAGAACAAUGAAAGAACUC